AAGUUGUGGUUAGUUCUUGAGAAACGGUAGUAUAGGAGGAAUGUAGUGUUCUUUUAUUUCAUGAUUGUAUAAUAUUAUAUUAUAAACGUUUGUAUAUUUUUUAGUCUAGACUGUAUACAUUGGUGUGAUAUUUAAAACGUACUAAUCUUCGUCAAAUUAUCGGUGUCAAGUUGAUUCACAGAUUCUGGAAUGUAGUCUUGUAUCAUUCCGCGACCUGAUGGCGAGAGGAAAAUGGUUAGAAUGGGAUGUGUUUGUGCAUUGUCUUGGAGGUGAAUGCCUGGAUUCCUUUGGAAAUACUCAGCGAUGUGCGAAAAGUUAGGCUGUUUGUGUACCGUAUUUAUAUGUGUAAAGGAUGGAUAUUUGUUAAGGAUGAAUAAGUGGGAAAACCAAACAAGUGCACCGAAAAAUUGCAUGGCUGCUAGUAUUGUCUGUAGGCCCGGGGCCUACCUGUGACAAGAGCAGCCAUUUGCAGUGGUAAUCCAUUUAGUUUGGUUUGAGUGGUUUACACAGUAUGCAGAAACGCGAAGGAAGAGAUCGAGAAAGGGAUAAAGAUACACGAGACGAAUCUUCAAAAAGGGUUUCACGUUCAAGUGCUGGAGCAAGAACUAACAUGCAUACAAGUCGGCACAGCGUAUCCAGUAGUUCGGGGGUGUUGAUGGUUGGCCCCAACUUCAGGGUUGGAAAGAAGAUAGGAUGUGGAAAUUUUGGCGAAUUGAGACUAGGGAAGAACUUGUACAACAACGAGCAUGUAGCCAUUAAAAUGGAACCGAUGAAGUCGAAAGCUCCGCAACUUCAUCUGGAGUAUAGGUUUUACAAACUGUUAGGAUCUCAUGAAGGGAUUCCCCGCGUGUAUCACUUCGGUACGUGCGGAGGGCGAUACAGUGCCCUGGUCAUGGAGCUUCUCGGCCCGAGUCUGGAAGAUCUCUUCGUACUGUGUAAUCGCAGAUUUAGCCUGAAAACUGUUAUCAUGAUAGCCAUUCAGCUACUUCACAGGAUAGAAUAUGUACACAGUCGACAUCUAAUAUACAGGGACGUAAAACCUGAAAAUUUCUUACUAGGACGCAGUACCACAAAGAAGGAUAAGAUCAUUCAUAUUAUAGACUUUGGCUUAGCAAAAGAAUAUAUAGAUUUAGACACAAACAAGCACAUCCCCUAUCGGGAACACAAAAGUCUCACAGGGACGGCAAGGUACAUGAGCAUAAACACUCAUUUAGGAAAAGAGCAAAGUCGAAGGGAUGACCUGGAGGCUCUGGGACAUAUGUUUAUGUACUUCCUGAGAGGCAGUUUGCCAUGGCAAGGUCUCAAAGCAGACACACUGAAGGAGCGAUACCAGAAGAUUGGCGAUACAAAGAGGGCCACUCCUAUUGAGGUGCUGUGCGAAGGACAUCCAGAGGAGAUGGCUACGUACCUGCGUUAUGUAAGAAGACUGGAUUUCUUUGAGACUCCCGACUAUGAGUACCUCAGAAAAUUGUUCCAAGAUCUCUUUGAAAGAAGAGGCUAUGUAGAAGAUGGAGAGUUCGACUGGACAGGAAAGACAAUGUCAACCCCCGUGGGAUCUCUGCAAACAGGCCAUGAGAUUGUGGUAUCACCCAACAGGGACCGACACCCAACUGCCAAUAAGGGAGCUGGGAAAGGAGUACCUGCGUGGCCAGACAUCCCAAAACAGCAGGGGAACCAGCUGGGCAACCUUACACCUGCUGACCGACAUGGAUCGGUUCAGGUCGUGAGCUCAACUAAUGGUGAAUUAGGAAAUGAUGAUCCAACGGCAGGGCAUUCCAACACUCCCAUCACAGCCCAAGCAGAGGUUGAAAUAGUAGAUGAAACAAAAUGUUGUUGCUUCUUCAAACGUAAGAAGAAGAAAUCAGGACGUCAGAAAUGACUAGCGGUUGUGCAGUGCAGCCCGGAACGCGAGGCGGUGACGUUGCUGCGGGCUACGUCCCACUCCAAUUCCAGAGACAGUGUCCUGAACAAUCCUAGUAACAGCGAGUUUGCUCGUUACCCUACGCCCGCCAGCGUCACAUGAUGAGUCAGGGGAGCACCCACGUAGCUGCCGCCAUCAUGCCAAGUCUCCCCCCUCACCUGAUGCACUACUACAUAUUAUAAUUAUUAAUUAUAUUAUACAUAAUAACUAAGUCUUGUGUGCUGUGGUGGUAUGGUGUGUUGUAUGCAUGUAUGUAUUCAGUAUAUUUGUGGUGUAAAAGGAGAAAGUUGAGGAUGGCUGAGUGUAUGGAGUUGCAUUGUAAUGUAGCCAAGAGUGUGAAUAAAUGGUCCUUUGGUGAAUUCAUACAAUGAUUUGCUUGCUUAAAUCCAGUGAACAUUGUCAAAUGUCAUAUAAGUCAGUUGACUGACUCAUCUGACUGUAACUAAUAGAGUGAUUUGAUUGUACGGCUAAUUGUAUGAUUGAAUUAAUGAUAGAAUGGAUAUUUGAUGGAUAGAACUGAAAUGACUGAAGUCCUGUUUAAUCAACUCUGGUUGGAUCAUUCAUAUUUGAUUUGGGAGAUAUUGCUGCAUAUGGCUUCAGAGAUAGGGGGGGGAAUAUGUCAUGAAGCAGUUAAAAGUGUUGGAAUGAAGUGCAGAAGUAGAGUUCUGUGCAGCAGGAGACUGGACCUGUCUCGAGGAGAAGCUCAUGUUCAUGUGUUAUUGUUUGUGGGGAAAUGCUGUUGCAAAACAGUGGGCAUGAGGUGGCGGCCAUUUGGUGUAUCAUAGAUCCACCCCCUCUUACCAUCAUCAGUAUUUUAUGUGCAGAGUGAGAUGCCACGUAAUGUUCUCAAGUACCAUGCUUUGUUGUUUUAUUAUUUUUUUAAAUGAAUUGAUCUGUGGUAUGCAAGAAAUCAAGGCAAAAUAUUAUCCAAACCAGUCAGACUGAUCAGCUCUCCCAUUGCUUCUUGAUGGAAUGGGUUGUGAUUUUUUUUCUCCAUUCUUAUUCCAUCCAAAUAAAGCCAACUCAGAUGCUAGCAUUGAGACUGCAAAAAACAAAAAAGAAAAAAGUGGCCAGAAAGUAUAGCCUGUAACUGUAAUUGUUAUCUUAUACUCAGCUGCCCCCCCCACCCCCACCCAGCUUAUUGAGAAAGGCUGAGCAGUUUAUUUACAUGACAUGUGGCUUACAUUAUAUAACACUGUUUUCUGCAUGCCACUUUCCAGAACACGAGAUUGGUGGCUCUAAUACUUUUACUUGGUAAUAUACUAAAGACCUACAAAGCUAUGGCUCUUAUAUGCUCCAUUGCAGUUCAGCUGCUCACUUAGAUUGUGCUGCUGUUAGCAAAUAAUUUUCAACUUUUCGAACCUCUCUGUAAAACUCAAAGUCAUGAUUAAGACAACUCACAGUGAUAAUGUAAGUUAGGAGCUAAGAGGAUGUGAGGACCUUCUUCACAUUGUCAAGUUACAAAAUGCUGUACUUUGGAAAUUAUUAGGAUUGUAGAACAUUCACUUCUAUUUUGUAUGUUGCUUUGACCAUGCACUUUGAUACAUGAACAGAGCAGAAAUCUGUAUUGUGAAUUUUGUAAACUUCAUAAACUCAGAUUAUGAGUUAACAUGUUUGCAGAAUUUACUUCAGUGUUUCUUUCAUGGACCCAUAUUUUUUGUGGUAUGAAACUUGACUGUAUUUGAUGGCUGUUCUAUGUGGUCACCAGUGACUGGUUAGUUUCAACAGAAACCUUCCACAUUUCCACUUUAUAUGGAGUUGUUGCAAAUGAACUGUUGGUUUCAUGAACUAUACUUAGAAUUGUACAGGCCAUUAAAUAUUUCCUUCAGACCAACAGUUCAAAACCAUUAAAUGAGUUUCCAAGAUGUGCCUGCUCUCAUAUGGCUAUUAAGAAACUUGAUAUGACUAAAUAUUUCCCCCUAGAAGUCAUUAAUCUUCAAAUACAUAUUCACAAAAUAGUAAUGGCAUCCUAUGAAUUAUUAUUCAUUUACAUAAUGUGUGUAGGGGCUGAAAAGAGCAAAUAUAUAUGUAUAUAUUUACAGUGAGUGAAUCUGGUAAUACUCUUGACUUCCAGCUGACUGAAAAGAAAGUGCUCACUGUUACCAAUACGUUAUUUCUGUAUAUUGUGUUUAUGUUAGUGACCAUUUAAAUAUUUGACUGCAGUAGGAAUUCUGCUAUUUGUAUAAUGUCCUACUGUUCCAGAUUAACAUAAAAGCAUGAUUUUAAAAUAUGUAGUUCAUAGAUUUUCAGAUAUCAGUGGAAUAUAGUGUUUUCAUUUACUUUCAUUCCAACUUCUAGCUCCAAGCUUGCAUACAAAAGUGGUCUGAAUUACUGUUAGACAUAAUCAGUAUGAAGUAUGGUAGAUACUUUAUAUUAACCUGACCUCUUCAUAGCACUAAAUUAAAUUUAUAUCAUCUAAAAAUAGUUACAAUAUUGUAUAAUUUAACAGCAUGCACUAAUGAACCUGGGAAGUGUGAAAGACACGAUCUCCGUAUGUAAUUUAUUAUAUUAUCAUCUAAACAUAUUGUGUCCCUUGCUUCCAGCAAAGGACAUCAUAAGAAUAAAUCCAGUUUUUACUUAUGUGUAUAAUAUUAUGCUGUUUUAAUCAAAAUAUGCUCUUCUCUUAAUUUUAUAUAAUUUAUGCAUAUUUUUGGAGUGUCAGUGUAAAGUACUAUUUUCUUGGAUGCGACACCAUGUAGUCUGGUAGAAGUGUACCAGUGUUGCUUUGAAACAUUGUUAAACUUAUGCCAGACUGCACAGUAUCAUCCAGAAGAUUAUACCCUUCAUAGUCACUGCCACAAGAACCUCGAACCUCACUAGUCUCUUCAUGUUCCAGAAAUUCUGAUUAUUUUAAUUUCAUAUGUGUAUUAUAAUAUUUUAUUCUCGUGUUUCAUUCUUGCUGAUUUCUUGCAUUUUAUUACCAGCCAUUUAUCUCUAAAUCUUCUCCUUCAUAAUUAAACAGAAUGGCUUAGCAGAAUUCAGACCACUUUUGGAAAAUUUGGCAUUUUCCUUCGUCUUCUGAUCUAAGUAUUUCCAGCACAAAAAUUUAAAAUAAUAAUUUAUCUUGCAGAUAUGAAAUUUGAAUUGGAUGAAUAUCUGAGACACUUCUGUUACAAAGUUUGUUGCUCUGAUCAUACAUUGUACAUAACCUUGCACCAAACAUCUGGUGGAUUUGGGUUAUCAGUUAUGAAGCAGCGCUCAUGUAUGCUUUGUACAUGCUUCGUAUGUAUUUUAUAGGCAUGUGCAGGAACGUCAUGUUUGAGAUGAUAAAGUGAAGAGAAAAGUAACUGAGAUAAGAACAAGAAUACUCUGCACUAGAACUUCUUUUUAUUGUAAUCAGUUUAUAAUACUGGCUCUUUGUCUUUUUGGGGGGGAAUGCAUUGAAGUUUAAGUGUAUUACUACCCUUUUUGAUAUCAGACACCAGCACUGCUAACAGGAAUAGAGAAAGAUGCUGAGGGAGAGGUGGUUUUGUUUAGAAGCUGAUAUGUGCUGCGAUGCCAGUUAUUACAGUUCUCAUGGGUUAGGGUAGUUUGCAU
Molecule: messenger RNA, 5458 nt
Organism: Cryptotermes secundus
Lineage: Eukaryota; Metazoa; Arthropoda; Insecta; Blattodea; Kalotermitidae
Gene: gish
Product: casein kinase I
Exons: 12
Coding region: 512-1879 (455 amino acids)
Biological process (GO): peptidyl-serine phosphorylation; positive regulation of canonical Wnt signaling pathway; signal transduction
Cellular component (GO): plasma membrane; cytoplasm; nucleus
Molecular function (GO): ATP binding; protein serine/threonine kinase activity
Source: RefSeq, a predicted model, not a curated record